This is a messenger RNA of Manis pentadactyla (Chinese pangolin), 3235 nucleotides long. It is a transcript of the gene RGL2, whose product is annotated as ral guanine nucleotide dissociation stimulator like 2. The record is from RefSeq and is a predicted model, not a curated record. Gene Ontology annotation, cellular component: plasma membrane. The transcript has 17 exons. Lineage: Eukaryota; Metazoa; Chordata; Mammalia; Pholidota; Manidae. Gene Ontology annotation, molecular function: guanyl-nucleotide exchange factor activity. Gene Ontology annotation, biological process: positive regulation of GTPase activity; Ras protein signal transduction. Bases 770 to 2764 code for a protein of 664 amino acids.
GGGGUAUAUGCUUAGGAGACUCCAUUUUUCUUUCCGUGUCUGUGUCCCUUCUCUUCCUGCCUCGUUAUUUCCGCGCCUCUUGCUGGGUAUCUCCCUGGCUCCCCGCUGUGGGGAGUCCCGGCGUUUCUGUGGUCCUCUGUGGCAGUGUGACUCAGGACCGGCCCGCAGGAGCCUGCCCCGUUACUGCCAGGAGCGUCUGGCUAUCUGCCUUGCGGGUCCUAGCCAUCCUCGCUUAUGCCUGAAUGUGCCUGCCUCUCUGGGCAAAGUUUAGGUCCCUGUCUCCCUCCUUGUUUUUGUUUGGCGGGGAGGGGUUUGUUUCCACAGUAACCGGCUCCUCUGACUCUGGGAUUGGGGAGGGAACCCUGCGUUUUCGUGACCCCUCCCGCCAGCCCUCCUGGCACUGGGUGGAGGCGGGAAACCAAGGUUCUUGGACCUCCGAGGGACAGCCCCGGGGGAACUGGAGGGUGGUCACCUGCUUUCCUCUGGGACUAAUAGUGGUGGCCAGGAGUAGGAUUUGAGGCCUCGGGAGGGGUGAGAAGUUGAAUUUGGGGGCCCGAGGCCCUGUACUUCUGGGUCCAGAGGCUGGGCCCCUGUGUCUGUCUGGGAUGAGGAGGAGGAUGGUGCCACCUUUACUGUCACAAGCCGUCAGUAUCGGCCUCUUGAUCCCUUGGCUCCAACACCUCCCCCACGUUGCUCCCGAAGGCUCCGAGCUGGCACUCUGGAGGCCCUGGUCAGACACCUUCUGGAUUCCCGGACAUCAGGGGCUGACAUGACCUUCACAUCAGCCUUUCUGGCCACCCACCGGGCUUUCACCUCCACACCUGCUCUGCUAGGGCUUGUGACUGACAGGCUGGAGGCCCUAGAGUCUCAUCCUACUGAUGAACUAGAGAGGACUAAAGGGGUUGCCAUCUCUGUACUGUCAACCUGGCUGGCCUCUCACCCUGAGGAUUUUGGCUCUGAGGUUAAGGGUCAGCUUGACCGGCUUGAGAGCUUCUUGCUUCGGAAAGGGUAUGCAACAGGGGAGGGUGUUGGGGGGGGCAGCGCUGACCUCAUCCGCAACCUCCGGUCCCGGGUGGACCCCCAGGCCCCCGACCUUCCUAAGCCCCUGGCCCUCCCCGGCGAUCCCCCUGCUGACCCCACGGAUGUCCUGGUGUUCCUCGCUGACCACUUGGCCGAACAGCUGACCCUGCUAGAUGCGGAGCUGUUUCUCAAUCUGGUCCCCUCUCAGUGUCUGGGGGGCCUAUGGGGUCACAGAGACCGGCCAGGACAUUCCCAUCUCUGCCCAUCUGUCCGAGCUACUGUCACACAGUUCAACAAAGUGGCAAGGGCAGUGGUCAGCUCUGUUCUGGGGGCCACCUCAAGUGGAGAGGGGCCUGGAGAGGUGGCUAUACGGCCACUCCGUCCCCCUCAGAGGGCCCGGCUCCUGGAGAAAUGGAUCCGCGUGGCAGAGGAGUGCCGUCUGCUCAGAAACUUCUCUUCAGUUUAUGCUGUUGUGUCAGCCCUGCAGUCCAGCCCUAUCCACAGGCUUCGGGCAGCCUGGGGAGAAGCAGCCAGGGACAGCCUCAAAGUCUUCUCCAGCCUCUGUCAGAUUAUCUCUGAGGAGGAUAAUUAUUCUCAGAGCCGGGAGCUACUCCUGCAGGAGGUGAAGCUACAGCCCUCUCUGGAGCCAAAUUCCAAGAAGGCCCUGAGGUCUGGCUCCCGGGGUGGGGGUGUGGUCCCCUACCUUGGCACCUUCUUGAAAGACCUUGUGAUGCUGGAUGCAGCCUCCAAGGAUGAGCUGGAGAAUGGAUACAUCAACUUUGACAAGCGGAGGAAGGAGUUUGCUGUCCUUUCCAAGCUACGGCGGCUCCAGAACAAAUGUCGUGGCUAUGUCCUCCAACCUGACUCUGAUAUCCAGCGGUGGCUGCAGGGGCUCCGGCCACUGACAGAGGUCCAGAGCCAUCGUGUAUCAUGUGAGGUGGAGCCACCUGGUACCAGUGACCCUCCUGCUCCACGGGUGCUUCGGCCAACACUGGUCAUCUCACAGUGGACAGAGGUUCUGAGUUCUGUUGGGGGUCCCACUCCCCUUGUCUCCUGGGACCAGCCCAGUGUUGGGGGAGAGGAGGUGCCUGGAACCCCUGCUCCUCUGCUGACCCGGCUGGCCCAGCACAUGAAGUGGCCAUCUGUCUCAUCUCUGGACUCCGCCCUGGAGAGCACUCCAUCCCUGCACAGUCCGGCUGACCCCAGUCACCUCUCUCCCCCAGCCUCCUCCCCUAGACCUUCUCGAGGUCACCGCCGCUCAGCCUCCUGUGGCUCCCCACUCAGUGGGGGUGCAGAAGGGGCCUCUAAGGGGACUGGAUAUGGGGGUGGGGGGUCUGGACCAGGGACUUCUGAUUGCCGAAUCAUCCGAGUCCAGAUGGAGCUGGGGGAAGAUGGCAGCAUCUACAAGAGCAUCUUGGUGACAAGCCAGGACAAGGCUCCAAGUGUCAUCAGUCGUGUCCUUAAGAAAAACAAUCGUGAUUCUGCAGUGGCUUCAGAGUAUGAGCUUGUGCAGCUGCUACCAGGGGAGCGAGAGCUGACCAUCCCACCCUCAGCUAAUGUCUUCUAUGCUAUGGAUGGAGCAUCACAUGAUUUCCAGCUGCGACAGCGGCGGAGGGCCUCUACUGCUACACCAGGCCUCACCAGUGGCCUCCCUGCCUCAGGAACUCCCCCGAGUGAGGGAGGAGGGGGUUCCUUCCCCAGGAUCAAGGCUACAGGGAGGAAGAUUGCCCGGGCACUGUUCUGAGGGGGAGUUCUAAUGGCUCACAACUCAUGGUGUCCAUACCAGAUGUGGGUUGCCAUCCUGAAUGGUGGCAGUUAUGUCACAAUGGGAAGAAAUCCAGAAGGUGGUCAACCACCCUGGGGCAGUGAAGUGUCACUGGUUUACCAGACAUCUGAGAGAUCCAGCCCUAUUGGAACUGGUAAUCUUGGUAACCAAGUUGCAUUACCUGUGUAUAGAUCUCCCAUUUUCCAUGAAUGCAACCAUGGCUAGUGCUGGAAAAAGGGAUCCGUUUCUGAUUCCUGGCUGUAUCCUAGCAUGCCAACAGUCAUGGAAAGGCCUACUAGUAGAGGGAGAGGAAAAGCCUAGAGGCUCUGAGCCCCAGGGGAAGGGGAUGGCAAGAAGUAGGUUCUACUGGUAGUACCUCUUCCUACUUUGGGGGUUUCUGUCACUGUGACAACACUAAGAUAAUAAACCAAAACACUACCUGAAUUCUAA